Molecule: messenger RNA, 4341 nt
Organism: Scomber scombrus (Atlantic mackerel)
Lineage: Eukaryota; Metazoa; Chordata; Actinopteri; Scombriformes; Scombridae
Product: immunoglobulin-like and fibronectin type III domain-containing protein 1
Exons: 26
Coding region: 1-4341 (1446 amino acids)
Molecular function (GO): protein binding
Source: RefSeq, a predicted model, not a curated record
AUGUGGAAUAGAGCAAAGAACACGGGCCCCUCUAGAAUAAAUUUCUCCCUCGUUCAUCAAUACAUUCAACGUUUUAAUGAGGUGUCUGGAAACAGAUCAGCUGGUAUCCGGAUAAAAUCUAAGAUUCCUGGAGUGAUCAUCACACAGCAUGUAGCAAAUCUGCCAGAAGGAAAAAGCGCCCCAGAUUUUCUGUGUAAACCUCUCCCAGUGAGCGUCAACGAAGGAAAAUUUGCCAUUUUUAAGGCCAUGGUGAAAGGGGAUCCAGUACCAGAAGUAUCAUGGAGAAGAACUAAAGGGAAUAUGUCAGACAAGGAGAAAUUUCAGAUGAAAUAUGAUGAAUCAACUGGAGAGCACAUAUUAGAGAUCCGCAAAGUGUCUGCGAUCGAGGCGGAUACAUACAAAUGCUACGCUGCGAACGAGUAUGGCAAAGCUGUCUGCUCUACAACAUUAACUGUCAAUGAGUCUUUGACAAAUCCAUCAGAUUUCAGAAAAUUGCUGAGGAGAAGUAAAGUAGAAACAGAAGAAGAAAACCAAACAAAUACCGAAGAUGAGGGAACUAAUACAAGAUUCUGGGACGCCAUGCUGAAUGCUGACAGGAAAGACUAUGAGCGCAUCUGUAAUGAGUUUGGUGUUUCAGACUUACAUUCAAUUCUCAAGAGACUGGAGGAGAGGAAGAAGGAGAGAGCGCAAAACAAGACGAACGAUUCUGUUAUAAAGGGCCAGAUGCAAAAGGGCACAGGGCUAAGUCAGCUGGAUAUAAACCUCCUUGACACAGGGUUGAAUCAGAUGGAUAGUGAAGAUGUCAAACUCCUCCUCAAAGAGUUUAAACUUUCCAAUGUGGACUUCGUUGUCAAAAUUCAAGAGAUUAAUGUCGAAGUAGGAGAGGAUGCCCUCUUUGAAUGUGUCCUGACUCACCCACUGCCCAGAGUCACGUGGAUGCGUAAGGGCAGCGUCCUGGAGGAUGGAGAAAAAUACAACAUAACUGUGUCAGACCACAAACUGAUCCACAAGCUGCUGAUCAGGGACUGCAAGCAGCAAGACAAAGGCAUCUACUCAGCUGUGGCUGGAAUUACAUCCUGCAAUGCCUGGCUGGUGGUGGAAGUUGAAAGUAACCUCACAUCUGCUGAUAAGAAGAAAACACGUAAAACUGCCUCAGCUGAUGGAGCAGAGACGGACCUUGAGAAAGUGGCCAAACAGCAGCAAAUAAAAAACCGAGAGGAGAUGGAGAAGAUUUUAGCAGCCAUGAAAGCAAAACACGAAGCAGAACAACCGACCGGAGAAAAGCCAUUAACUGCUUGUGGAAGAGAUAGUGAAAUAAUAGCACUCACUGGACCGGGUAAAAACAGUGGAGCGGUAAAGGACAAGCCUGAUGCCGCAAAAGCCAGAGCCUCUUUUGAAGAACAAGGGGGCAGAGAGAAAGUUAAGAUGAGCAACUCUAAAGCAGAUGGCACAGUAUUGAAAUCGGAUGCUUCAGGGUGUGUAACUUCUCCAGGAGAGCAACUGAUAGCAGAUGAACUUAAGAACAACAAACACACCAAAUCUGGUCAAGAGGAUUUUGACAAGGUAACAGAUGCUAUUGAAGAAGGACACUCUGAAGAUAAUGAGGACUUCACUGGAUCAUCCAAUAAAUCAAAACGCAUCACCUAUGGUCAAGAGACUGAUCAUAGAGAAACAGAUAAAAAUGAAGCAGGAAGUGAUGAAGAUGAAGAUGUGGAGGACUCUAAGGUCACAAAUUUGAAUCAUUCGAAGACACAGGAUGCAACCAAUGUGAAUAAACUGUGUGUGCAAUGGCAUUAUAAUAUUUUGCUCUCUGAAACAUUAAAAAACUUGGAUUUCAAAGGUGAAAGCACAUGUCCUGAAGAACACACUGAGUAUAAUGAGACAGAAGAUGAAACUGGCGUUGCCACACAUUCAAAGCAUAAAAGACAAGGUCCACUGAUAGAAGAUACAGUGAUUGAUCCAGGGGUUCAGUUCAUCUGUGGACUGUCUGAUGUCAGCGCUAUCAUCGGUGAGGCCGCCGAGUUAACAUGCAAGGUCAGCAGUGAAGACUGUGAGGGAGCCUGGUUCAGAGAUGGCAAAAAGAUAUCCCCAGAUGACAAUUUCACAAUCACUAAAGAUGGCACGAUCCACAAAUUAAUCAUAAUCACAUGCAAAGAAGAGCUCUCUGGGAAAUACCGCUUUGAGGCAGACAGUCGUAAAACAGAAGCAAUUAUCAACGUCAAAGAUCCCCCACGGUUUCAACCUGAAGACCUCUGUACUUUCAGCAAGCCUGUAACAGUUAAAGUGGGGCACAAUGCCAUCUUUAAACUGCAUUUUGUUGGCUACGAACCCAUAAAGAUUCAGUGGUACAGAGAGGGAGAAAAGCUCCAAGGUGACAACAACACAAAGAUAGAGAAAUCUGCAAGUCACAGCCGCUUGCUGCUGAGCAGGUGCCAGAGAAAGGACACAGGAGAGAUCAAGAUUAAACUGAAGAACGAACACGGCUUCAUUGAGGCGAUUUCACAGCUGAUUGUGCUCGACAAACCCACUUCACCCCUGGGUCCUGCGGAGGUAACAGAGAGCUCAGCUACAUGUAUUGAAUUUAGUUGGAGGCCUCCAAAGGACGAUGGUGGUUCACCAGUGAUUAACUACAUACUGGAGCGACAGCAGGUGGGACGAAACACCUGGAAGAAAAUUGGGGAAAUCCCAGAUGUGCCCAGCUACCGUGACACAAAUGUGGACCGUGGCCGAAAAUAUUGUUAUCGUAUCCGAGCGGUGACUGCGGAGGGUGUAAGUCAAGUGAUGGAGACUGACGAAAUGCAAGCUGGUACACUUGCCUUCCCUGGCCCUCCAGCGCCUCCAAAGGUGGUCAGUGCCUGUGAUGACUGCAUAAACCUUUCCUGGGAUUCACCAAAUAAAACAGGAGGUUCACGUAUCCUGGGCUAUAUUUUGGAGAAGCGCAAGAAGGGGAGUAAUCUAUGGACUGUUGUCAACGCUUCAGAUGAGCUAAUAAAAGGGAAGAAAUAUGACGUGAAGGAUGUUGUGGCAGGUAUGGAAUAUGAAUUCAGAGUCACUGCCAUAAACAUCUCAGGAGCUGGUGAAUACAGCAACCCCUCUGAGUUUGUUUUUGCACGGGAUCCUAAGAAGCCUCCUGGUAAAGUUACAGGCCUGAAGCUAACAGAAACUUCUUACACCCAUUUGGUCCUGACCUGGACUAAACCUGAAGAAAAACUUGGCAUACAGGAUGAAGCUAAAGGAUAUUUUGUUGAGAUACGUCCAGCGGAUUGCAUUGAAUGGUCCCGCUGUAAUAGCCCCCCCAUCAUUAUGACUUCUUUCAGGGUAAAAGGCCUUAAGUCCAUGGACAUGUACUGGGUGAGAGUGAUUGCAACUAAUGAUGGAGGAGAGAGUGUUCCUGAGGAAUUGGCCAAUUAUGUUAUUGCAAUGCCUUCUCCUGUGAGGCCAAAGUUCACAAACCACAGGAUGAAGAGUUUCAUAGUGGUGAGGGCGGGAAAUUCAGUCAGGAUCACGAUAAACUUUGAGGCCUUACCACGGCCAGUGAUUAUGUGGCUAAAGGACAACGUGCCAGUGACAAAGCGAGUAACCAUCAGUAACUCUGAUGGCUCAUCACAGAUGCUGAUCCCCUCCUCUGAGCGCUCUGAUUCAGGCAUCUACUCAAUUUUAGUGAAAAAUCUCGCAGGACAGGAGACAUUCAGUACAGAAGUCAGGGUUACAGAUGAUCCAAAGCCUCCUGGACUAGUAGAAUUGGAGGAAAAUGUGCCUGGCACAGUCACAGUGAUCUGGGAACCUUCUCCUGAUGAGAAGCGUGAUGAUCGCCUCCACUACACAGUGUCCAAACUGGACUCUACUAAACGCACAUGGUCCACAGUGGCUGACAGACUCUUCAAUAACAAGUUCACGGCCUGCAAUAUCAUGCAUGGGAGAGAAUAUCAUUUCCGAGUCUAUGCCAAAAAUGACAUGGGCAUAUCUGCACCGUCGGAGUCACCGACAUGGGGAACGGAGAGAAAGAAAGAAAAGUUUGUGGUGAGUUUACCAACCAGAAAGGACUGUGAUUUGCAAUGUGCUCCCACCUUCCUUGUACCUUUAAAGCUUCACACUGCACCGAAAGGCUAUGAAUGCUACAUGAGUUGUGCAGUGAAAGGAAAUCCCAAACCUCGUAUCACAUGGUAUCGAAAUCACAUCAGUAUAAACACUGAUACCAACUAUUACAUCUCCAACAUCUGUGGAGUUUGCUCCUUGUUAAUCCUUCAUGUGAGCCCCAAAGACAUGGGAGAGUAUACCAUCACUGCAGAGAACACCCUGGGACGGGCUGAAUGCUUCACUGUACUCAGUGUCAGAGAGUGA